AUGAAUUAAUACCAUGAUGUCACUAUCAAAUGUCCAAAUACUGAGCAUACCUAAAAUGUUACAUUAGUAUGUUUUGAUGAAUCUUGUAAAGGAGAGAGAUUAUAUUGUCAUUAAUGUAUAAAAAAUGGAAAUCAUAUUUCACAUCCUCAAAAUUAAGAAGAAUUGCCAUUUUUAUUCGAACAUAUUUAAAGGGUUGAAAAGGAAUGUGCUGAUUUAAUUCAUAGUAUGAAUUAAUAAUUUGAUUUGGUUAAUCAUGACUUCUAAUUAUUAAUUGAUGGAAUUAGAUCUAAAUAUCAAAUAACUAAAUAAUAAUUGCUUAACUUAAAUUCUAAAUAAAUUAAUUCUUACCUAUCAUAAAGUAUACAUUUCAGAUAAUUUGAAUUUACAACCAUUUAAUUAGUAUAUUAAUUAACAAAUGAAAUCAAAAGCUAAAUUUAGAAAUUAUUGUCUGAUUUAUAAUUAAAUGAAUUAAACUAUUAUUAAUUUUCUAAAUUAAAUCUAAAUAAGUCAGAAGAAUUGUAUUAAAGAGGUAUUAAAUUAAUAAAUUAGGAUAUAAACUAUAUUUAAAUGAUAAAAAAUUUGAUGAGGCUAUUAAAAUAUUUGAUUAAGCAUUAGCUUUAAAUUCAAGGCAUUAAUUAUCAUUAUGGUGUAAAGGUAUGAUCAUAUUUUAAUGUAUUAGCGGACAGUUUAAAAAUGCUUGGUUACUAUAAUGAAGCAAUCAUUUGGACAGACAAAGCUUUGUAACUAGAUCCUAGACAUUAUAAUUCAUUAUACAGUAAAGGUAUAAUGAUAUGUUAAUAGAUUAGCGGAGAGUUUAAAAAUGCUUGGUUUAUUUAAUGAAGCAAUCCUUUGGGCAGAUAAAGCUUUAGAAGUAGAUCCUAAGCAUUGUCAUUCAUUAUAUACUAAAGGUACUCAUAUAUCUUAAUUAUAAAGGUGAUUCAUUAAGAUUAUUAAAAAAGUAUAAUGAAGCAAUGAAAGUGAUAGAUUAUUCUCUAUAAAUCAAUCCAAAUCAUUUAGAUUCAUUAAGAUCUAAAGGUUGCGUCUAUGGUAUUAAUUUUAGGUGCAUGUUUACAAGAUCAGAAACAUUAUUAAGAAGCUUUGAUAUUUUAUUCAAAAGCUUUAGCGAUUAAUUCUAAUCAUGAAUGGACUAAAAAUAGAAAAAGUAUUUUAUUUCUAAUAUAUCAGAUGAGUGUUUAAAGGCUUUAGAAAUCAAAUGA
Molecule: messenger RNA, 1217 nt
Organism: Paramecium pentaurelia
Lineage: Eukaryota; Ciliophora; Oligohymenophorea; Peniculida; Parameciidae
Source: the annotation of a GenBank genome assembly